Homalodisca vitripennis (glassy-winged sharpshooter) is the source of this 5279-nucleotide messenger RNA. RefSeq names its product leucine-rich repeat-containing protein 49-like. The record is from RefSeq and is a predicted model, not a curated record. Lineage: Eukaryota; Metazoa; Arthropoda; Insecta; Hemiptera; Cicadellidae. Gene Ontology annotation, molecular function: protein binding. The transcript has 11 exons. Bases 404 to 2752 code for a protein of 782 amino acids.
CUGUCAGAAUGACCAACCAUCUAAACCACAAUGUUCCAUCAUUCAAGUAAAAUUAUUUUAAACUUCAUAAAUCCUAAUAAUUUAGUUAUGGUUUAUUCGUUUUGAGUUUAUAACAUUUAAACCAUAACAAAAAGUAGGACCAGAGGUCAAAAUAGUGUUUUAUAAUGAUUUUAUUUAUAAACAUAACAAUUAUUUUUUGAAUAAUUCAACUUAUGAGCAAUAACUAAAUGUGGAUUGUUAUCUGAUACUACAUUGACAAAAUCGGGCGGUUAGUGGCAACUAUAUAUAUAUAUUGACCAAUAACUACAGAAUGCACUACGAUCGGUUUUCAUUUAUUGUACUUUAAAGUAUUUUAUCAGAUAUGCUAAAUGAGUUAUUUUUCAAUUAAUAGGGAAGUCAGCCAAUGCCAAUUAGCAGUGGGGGAACUCAUGAAAAAAGUAGUAAUUUCAGUCACAUUAACAAACCUGCAGUGAACACAGAAGGAAAUGCAGUAUCCAAACCAAAUUCGAAAAAACUUCUCACGGUAGCCCCCUCUGUGUUGCCAUUGUUGCCUGCUGUACCCAGACCUCCCAAACUUCACCAGCGAUCAAACACUACAUUCAGUGGUGGGGUCUGUGGUGUUCCUGGAGAGGCAGAAAUCAAAGAAAACAACAAAGAUAGGAUCACGUUAGACAGGAGAGGUCUAACAUCACUCCCUGUACUGGCAGCUGAUGCCCAGGUGAAGUUAUUGUCUCUGCAACACAAUCUCAUCACUCGGCUGGACAACAUCUCUACCAUUGGAUUGUCCAAGCUGGUGUUCCUAGACGUGUACGAUAACCAACUGGACCGCAUUGCAGGCCUUGACACGCUGGCCACCUUACGUGUCCUGCUUAUGGGCAAGAACAGAAUACGGCGAAUGGAGGGACUGAAAAAUCUGGUGAAGCUAGAGGUACUGGAUCUGCAUGGGAACCAAAUCAGUCAGGUGGGAGGUCUGGCAAAUCUCUGUGAGCUCAAAGUGCUAAACCUUGCGGGGAACCAGAUCCGGACAAUCGGUCCCUCGGACCUGCAGGGACUGGGCGCUCUGCAGGAGCUCAAUCUACGACGCAACCGUCUCAAGCGGCUGAUGUGCUUUGGCGACACGCCUCAGCUACAGAAACUGUUCCUCAGCAACAAUGAAAUUCAGACUAUAGAAGACAUGAGCAGCGUAGUGAAGGCAAGUCAGGUGCGGGAGGUCAGUGUAGAUGGAAACCCCAUUGCUCUGGUUGGAGAUUGUGUCUCAUUCCUGGUCUCGUACCUUCCCAAUCUGGAACUGCUCAGUCAAGUUCAAGUAUCGGAGCAAGUACGCAAAGCGGCAAUGGCAUGGAGAGUCAACAAGGAACAGACAUGUGCAGCAUUCUCCAACCUGAGUGCGGGAAUAACUGAGGAAGAGGAGAGCAAACGAGAAGAGGUAAUCUACAAUGCCCGAACAAACUGGGAGUUGCUACGUUCACAGACCACCAAAAGCCUGCUGGGUCGGCAUAGUUCGUCGCUCAGAGACCUGAGAAGUGAGGAGAUGGUACCACCUAGUGACACUCUACCCCUAUCAGCCCGUGCGGUCCACUUGCCAGAGAGGGCUCAGGCAAAGCGUACCACUUACUCGCAAAAGAGGACAACCUCGCAGCAAGUGCAAGAAGUUGAGAGUCUUCCGGUGACCCAGACAGAAAGUGUAGAAUUUUUCCGCUUGCCACCGAUCCUAGCACCGCUGCUACAGAAGGGCGAGGAGGCAGGUGAGAGUGUGUCCAGUGUGGAGCCAGUAGCUGACAGCUCACUCAGUUCGCUACCUGAUGAGAGCACUAGCGAGAGUGAUGGUGGAAAAGCCGGCAGCAAGCGUGGAUCACGAAGCAGCAGUGUGUCUCAACGCAAACAGAUAUUGACUCAGCGGACAACCACAAGACCAAAGCCCAAACCACCUCCUAACCCGGGAAAAGUGAGGGAACAAGGAGGAGAUUAUUUAGUUGAGAUCAGCGGAAGGUACCUGAAUGUCUACGGUCAGGGAGCUUUGCGGUUCAUUGACCGUCCAUGGAACCCAGUUAAGGCAGAGGAUGUGAUCAAUGUGCGAUUCAACUAUGUCAACUUCAACAGUCUCUGCUGUGUCCUGGGCCGGCUGAAGCAUAGAUUUCCCAACGCAGAACACUUCUCGUUUCGAGAGACCAACAUCCACUGCCUUGGCCAGCUGAAUGCUCUGGCAGACAUCCAGGGGCUUACCUCGUUGACGAUACACACAGAGGGCAAUCCCAUCUGUUCUAAGGAAUGGCGUAGCUACGCUAUCUACAGGCUCUCGCAUUGGGGCCUACGCAACAUCAAUGAUGAGGAGAUCAGUGUGGAGGACAUGACUGCAGCUACAGAAGAGUUCCGAGGACUGAGUGAGCUGGUGCUGUGGUCAUUGCCGGACAGUCUACUGCAACCUCUACUGAGCCGAUUGAGACUAGAGACAUCACAGCAAAGUGCUCGUCACUGGUUGUGGAAUGCGGACCCGGCUCUGCGCACCGUUGUAGCCAAGGAGGCGCUGCAGUGGCGCAGAGCUAAUCUUUCACAGGAGGACAUGCUAUGGAGACACAAAGGCAAGGCGUACUUGGGGACUUUACUAGACCAGACAUGCUCCGCUGUCAUCAAGCUACGUAUGUUAGACGAGCAGUGGUCCACGAUUCUACGAGAGUUAGUACGAGACACACUAGUUGACUAUUCCACCCUAGACGCUUACAUGAAACAGUGUAUGAACAAUCUCAAGUUGUAGUCUCAGUCAUGGUCUUACUGCCAUUUGAAAAUAUGUUACCUCAGUUUUAUUUUGAAGUAAAAUAUGUGUAUAUUAGUUAAUUUUGUGCUGUUAGGACCUUAUCAGUCCUUAUAAAUAAAACUAAAAAGGGGAAAUAGUGGUAAGUGUUCAGUGCAAAUAACUUAAGUUUCUUAAUUAAUAUUAUGACCAGGUGAAGUGUUGUUAUUGGAGGAUCUGUAUUGAAUAUAAAUUAUAAACAAUUAUUGUUACUAGAUAAUUGUAUUUUUAAUCAUUCAUGAACAUUGAGGCACUAAAAUCAAAGUUUCUGAAAUGAAAAUAUUUGCGGACUUGAGAUGAUUCUUAUUUAUGAUGAAGUUUUAAACUUUAUCCCCAUGUUAAAAGCGGAACCUAGAUUGUGUGACCAACACCUAACUAGCAUUCCCUUUUAAAUAUACACAACCAUCCUUUUGAACAAAAACUAUAUAUUUCUGUGGGAAUAAAACGUUUAUCCAAUAAUUACAUAAACUUAUUCAAUGUAGAGUCUGAUAAGGUAAUAAAAUGAGGUUAAACCGAUCAUUCUGUCAAUUUACAUCUUAAGGCAAAAAGCAAAUACAAUGAAAACAUCACAUUAUUCAAAAAGAUGGUUUUCGUAUUAUUGUUAAAAAAACUAUGUCAGUUAUUGUUCCAAGGAAGCAUGAAAACAUACUAAAUGCAUUUUAAAAUAUUCUGCAUUGUGGAAUUUAUUCAAUCCGCUAUUUCUUUGAUUCAUUUGUAUACAAUAAUCUACUAUUUCAUUACUGAAUAGUAAUGACUAGUAUUAUUAAUUAUAUUCUAUGUAGCGUCAGUGUUAGAAUCAAGAUAAUUUGUGUUAAUUUUUCAAUACCACGACAUAUAAUUUUGUCACUGAAACAUUUUAAAAACUAAAGAAAUUAGUCAUAAUUUAACAAAAAUACUACAGUUACGUGUUGUUUAUGAAGGAUGGGUUAUAAUAUUGAAGUACAUUGUCUACUUUAAAUAGCCUUUGCCACAUAGUUACCAAUUCUUUAUAUAAGUACACAGAUAUUACAUAUUUUACAUUAAUUGUUGUUGAUCUCUACCACUGACAUGUAAUGUUGUACUGUAAUAUAAGAGUAUUAAAUCUUCUAUUAAUUACAUGUUCACCAAGCACAAUCAAUUUAAAUAAAUAGUUAUUAUCUAAAAAGUUUAAUUUCAUUUAAAAGGGUAAAACUAUUGGAAGAUACAAAUUUGUACUAAUGUGGUAGACUAAAUAAAUAGUUAGUAAGGAUGCUAAAUAAUUCAAGAAAGUGCAACUUCAAAAAGUUUUUUGCACCUUCAGUUUUGGCCAUAGAAUUAUGGGAGAUGUCUCAUUUUAAAGAUAGUGUGAAUUUGAAUGCUUUUCAGAUUUUAUAAAGAUGUUUUUAUUGAUUAUUUAGAGGAGCAAUCGUAACAUUUUCUUUAUUUAACUUUUUAGUUACUAAAGAGAAAACUCAGGAGCAUUUGGGUUCAAAUUAAUUAUAUUUAAAAAAUAAGACAUCUCACAUGAUUCUUCAAGUAAAAUUAAGAGUGUGAAAUGUUUGUGGUCUUACAAGUUGUUCUUCUGAGGCAAAACUAAGUUUUACUGCAGCUGUCUCUUACAUUGGGGGAAGGCAAUGGAUUUAACUAACUGGAAAUGUUGAAUCACUUCUCUUAUCUGUUUAGACUGGUACUUACUAAAAUGUGGUAGUUCUCCUUCCAGAGUGGCAUGGGUGAAACUGAGUUUAUGCCAUACAUAAUCCUCCCAUGGUUUCUAAUCUGUGGCAUCAGAACAGGGAGUUUCCGAUCCUAAUACAUGUCCUUUUGUUGUGGAAGGAGCGCAUAAGAACUUUUUGGUUAACUCAACAGAUAUUUACAGCUUCUGACCCACAGAAUAUAAAGAUUCCCCUCCUCAUGAUAGUAUUUCAGCUCAAAAUUGUCCAAUCUGACAAAACCUUCUACGUGAUCUAUAUGCCUCAAUUUAUAGUUUCAGUUUGAAAUAACAUAAAGUAAAACUUGAAAUAAAGUUGAUUUCAGUUAUGUUUAUGUUACUGUUGUGCCUCUUAAUGCAACACCAAACAUAAUAAAAUUAUUCAUUUCUUAUAUAAAUAGGGAAAGUACAGAAUUGAUGGCAGGUAAAUCCAGUUUUUAAAUUCUAAUUACUAUACAGAAGGAUUUCUAGUGUAAUUUUAUGAUUUAUUAAAUAAAUAUUAAGAUGAAUUUAUAGUCAUAUAUUAACUAUUCAUAUUACUAUGAUAUCUUAGAUUGAAAGUUUAAGAACUGUGUUAUUAUAAAUGUUAUUGUAUCUAUAUUAAGCAAGUAAAACGUAACUAUUACUGACAUAUUACGUAGGUAAUAUCAGUACCACUAAAAUAGUGUACAGUAUUCAACAUUAAGUAACAUGGUAAACUAGUGGACCAGUACUUUAAGAAUUCCUAUUUAAACUUCUACUAAAGUGCCAUUUUCAUGAUUGAAUUGUUACUAUUGGUACAGAGAGCUCACAACUGCCUAUUUAAUAAAUUAUUAUUAAAUUGAA